CCUUCCCUGGCCACUCUCCCAACCUCCAACCCAUUUUGUUGGAACUGUUGGCACCUCCGCUCCCGACCUCGUCUCCCUUUUUGUCGAGCGCCACUCGUCGUCACUGUCACUCGUUUGGCUUUCCAUCGCCGCUCGUCAUUUUCUGCACGACAACCUUAAAGUUUGACGCUACAAAGGACAAAGUUACAGCACCCGAGGAUUCUGUUUCCUGGCCACGUUCGCUGCAGACGAAUAUCAACAAACACCUGCCACUCCCGCCACCGCCGCGGCCUCCUGGCCGAGUUCACCACCCCUCAUCGCUCUUCUCCUCUCCUCUCUCACUCUGUCUCUACGCCGCAAAAUCGUCGACCGCAGCGACAAUGACAUUCACCAAGAAGAUUGGCCGCGCCCGUCAGUGGGCCGGCGAGAAGAUGGGCGCCGACAAGACGUCUCAGUCGGACGAGUUUCAGAUGCUUGAGGCGGAGAUGGCCUCACGGCAGAGCGGCAUGGAGAGUCUCCAAAAGUCAGCUUCCAUCUACGUCAAGUGGGCAACGCGACGCUGCGACGCCCUCGAGGACAAGGGCCGCAGCCUGCCCAAUACACUACUCGGCCGCUCCAUGACGGUGCACGCCAACGACUUUGAGCCGGACUCGGAGUACGGCAACUGCCUCGCCCAUGUCGGCCGCGCGAACGAGCGCAUCGCCGACCUGCACAGCAACUAUAUCGAGGACUUCACCGCGAGCUGGCUGGAGCACGUCGAACGCGGCGUCGCCAUGAUGAAGGAGUACCAGGCCGCCCGCAAGAAGCUCGAGAGCCGACGCCUCGCCUACGACGCCAGCAUGGCUAAGAUGCACAAGGCCAAGCGCGACGACUUCCGCGUGGAAGAGGAGAUGCGUGUGUGCAAGACCAAGUUUGACGACUCGAGUGAGGACGUGCUCCGACGGAUGCAAGACAUCAAGGAUACCGAGACGGAAAACAUCGCCGCCCUGUCGUCGCUGGUCGAGGCGGAGCUCAACUAUCACGAGAGGGCCGUCGAUGAGCUACGUCGCGCCCGCCAGUCACUUGCCAACCUGAGCCCCGUAGCCGCGUCUCCCCCGCGAGAGAGCUUUGUCCCUCGCACGCGCUCCAACACGGCUCGCUCGUGGCAAUCCGCGAACGCUCGGGACGACGACGACGCACCACCGAUGCCCGCACGCUUGAAGACGCGCCUGCAAGUCCUGCCCGCUCAGCCCCCACCUCAACAACCGCCUAGGCCGUCCAUGGCACGGGCCUCGACGUACGGGCCUCGAAGCGUGUCGGGCUCCAACAGGACGCCAGCGCUGGCACGAAAUCCAACAGACACGGCCACAUACGGCAGAGGAGAAGACGUCUUCACCGACGAUGAGUCGGUGGGCAGCGACGGUGUUAGUCCCGGUUGGGGUAACCGUAGCGCCAGCUCGACAACGAGCUACGACAGUUUCACGCGCGCGCAUAGCGGCCUGGUCAAAAAGGCCCCCCCACCGCCGCCACCAGUCAACAGGGCGACAAAGCCGCCACCACCCCCGGUGCCGGCACGCAGGGUCAACUUGGGCUACUAGGGAGGAAUUGGUGGGACGAGACUCACGUACGUAGAGAGGACCACAAGGCUACAAAUGAGGGUCAGGCGUUUAGGGGGGUAAUAGUGUUGAUCACACGGCGUUAUGUGAUGGCUUGGGCCGUGCGUGAAUCCUUUCGAACAAGUAUGUAGGCAUUUUCAAAACAUUUCAUUGGGCGUAUAAGAUUGUGUAGUUGUA
Messenger RNA from Purpureocillium takamizusanense, 1751 nucleotides. RefSeq lists its product as uncharacterized. Bases 360 to 1556 code for a protein of 398 amino acids. Gene Ontology annotation, molecular function: protein binding. The transcript has 2 exons. Lineage: Eukaryota; Fungi; Ascomycota; Sordariomycetes; Hypocreales; Ophiocordycipitaceae. Gene Ontology annotation, cellular component: cytoplasm. The record is from RefSeq and is a predicted model, not a curated record.